Molecule: messenger RNA, 361 nt
Organism: Loa loa (African eye worm)
Lineage: Eukaryota; Metazoa; Nematoda; Chromadorea; Rhabditida; Onchocercidae
Exons: 1
Coding region: 17-361 (114 amino acids)
Source: RefSeq, a predicted model, not a curated record
UUUAAUUCCAAUAGAAAUGGAAAAUCUUGAUUAUAAGGAUGUACUGGAAUCAUCAUUACGAAAAUCAAUAAAAUCAACACUAUCACCAUCAUCAUCAUUAUCAUCUAAUAAUGAAUAUCAACAGUUGUUAACUACUAAUUAUACAACAACGAAAGAUGUUCUUAAUUCUAAUGUUCAUUUUCAUGCAACAAAUGAAAGAAAGAAACAGAAAUUAUCAGAUGAUAUUUUCAUGACAAAUGCUAUUUAUCCGGAUCAAAUGCUUCAUGAAACUCAAAGAAAUAUAACUAAAAUAGCAUCGAGUAAUCUUAUAAAUUUUAAAAUCAUACUUUUUUUGAAAUUAUUUUCCACUUUUUGUGCUUGA